CGAUCAGCAUUUCCCAACCCGUGGCCUUCAAAUUCCAGACGGUCCUAACUACUGCUAACUGCCCACGACUGCCCAGAAUUGUCUGACUGAGUGCUACCGCUGCAUGUGAAAUAUGGUGGACUUAUAAGGUUCCUAAGAGGACUUUUGAAAAGGGAGAGAAACACUGGCUUAGGUUAUGGAAUUACAUAAUGCCAAGCUAUAAACUCACAUAUUUUAAUAUGAGGGGGAGAGCUGAAAUCAUUCGUUACAUAUUUGCAUAUUUGGAUAUAAAAUAUGACGACCACAGAAUAGAAUACGCUGAUUGGCCUGAAGUCAAACCAACUCUCCCAUUUGGCAAAAUCCCCAUUUUGGAAGUCGAUGGAGUUUAUCUUCACCAGAGCCUAGCAAUAGCAAGAUACUUGACCAAAAACACAGAUUUGGCUGGGAAAACAGAACUGGAGCAGUGCCAGGUCGAUGCUGUUGUGGACACACUGGACGACUUCAUGUCACGGUUUCCCUGGGCUGAGAAAAAACAAGAUGUAAAAGAGCAGAUGUUUAAUGAGCUCCUUACAUGUGAUGCACCUCAUCUUCUGCAAUAUUUGGACACAUACUUGGGGGAAAAAGAGUGGUUCAUUGGUAAUUCUGUAACUUGGGCAGAUUUCUACUGGGAAAUCUGCAGUACUACACUUUUGGUCUUUAGACCUGACUUGCUGGACGUUCAUCCCAGGCUGGUGGCAUUACGGAAGAAAGUCCAAGCCAUUCCUGCCAUUGCUGACUGGAUACAACGAAGGCCUCUAACCAGACUGUAGGAGACGCCCGCUGCCUCCACUUGGUUGUUCCUUACAGCUUUGCUGCCCUCAGAUAAGAAGCUGCAUGAGCCUGCCUGCACACACUGCACCCCCACCAAGGCUUUCACCUCUGCCAUAUUCUGCUUGAAAAGAAAAAAAAAAGAGCAGUUAGUUGCCAGUAUCUUUUUUUUUUCCCUUCCGAGAAUAGUUUCACAUCAUUUACAACUGAGGAAAAUUAGUUUAAACCAGGCCUUGCUUUGCACAGGUUCUCACAUGCAUAAAUUUCAGUCACAAUAGCUUAUUAAAUAACAUAUUCUCCCCCAAAAUGGUUUGGACUUCAGUUACCAUGGUGUAUUAACAGUGGGUAAUUGCAUCAAGUAUAAACUUUGCUGCUAGCUAUUCAGUCCACAAAUCACUAUGUAAAUAAGGUGCACAGCAUGACCAUGACCGCUGAAGUCACUUCUUUCAAAGUCUGCUGUUAGGACUGGGCACUGCACACCUGUUUGUUAUUCACGCACCAACAGUCAAGUGUGUGGCAGCACUGUCUGCAUGCUUCUCAGUGACAAAGCAUCUUGACAUUUUAUGCAAAUGAGUAAUUGAAAAAGGGAACUCACCAACAAAGAUGAAAGUGCAGAAAAGAAAUGAAAAGUGCUAAUAAUGGGGUGAAAUUCAAAUUGAACAUAAAUGGAAAGAGCUGUGAGAAUGCUGACACGGAUGCAGGUCAACGGCCUCCAGACUCUAGCUGUGCAGCCGGCAGAACUGGGCGAGGCGCCCUCACCAACACAGAGGAGGACAGUGCUUGAGACAAAGACGAAGACAUCCCAGGGAAAGUGAGACGGGUAUAAAACUUCAUAUCAAAAGAAUAAGAAGAUACGCCACAGAUUGGGAGAAAAUAUUUGUAAGACCUAUCCUAUGAUAAAGGACUAUUAUCCAAAAAUAUACAAAGAGCUCUUAAAAGUCAACAAUAAAAUAAGUAAUCCAAAUACAAAAAGGACAAAACACCCGAGCAGACACCUCACCAAAGAUAUAGAUGGCAAAUAAACAUGUGAAAAGAUGUUCAAUAUCAUGUAUUACUGGGGAAUUGCAAACAAAAGUGAGAUACCAUACAUACCUGUUAGAAUGGCAAAAAUUCAGAACACCGCCACCACUGAAUGCUGACAGAGAUGCAGAGCAACAGGAAGUUUUACUCACUGCUGAUCCGAUUGCAAAAUGGUAGAGAUUGCUUGUCAGUUUCUUACAAAACUGAACAUACUCUUACCACAGGAUCCAGAAAUUGCACUAUUUGAUAUUUAUUCAAAAAGGAAUUGAAAAAAUGUCCACAUAAAAACCUGCACAUAGAUUUUGAUGGAAGCUUUAUUAUAAUUCCCAAACUUGGAAGCAGACCAAGAUGCCUUCAAGUAGGUGAGUAGGUAAGUAAAUGUGCCACAUCCAAAGAAAUAUUAUCUACUUAAAAAAAAAGAGAGCCACCAGGUCGUGCAAAGAAAAGACACAGGGGAAAUGUAAAUGCAUAUUACGAAGUGGAAGAAGCCAAUCUAAGGUGACUGCAUACUGGCUCACCGUUGCUCUCAGGAGCACACCUGUCCUUUUGCCAUCUCUCUCCUUUCCCCUCCAGACACGUUAACUUUGCCUCUCUCCCCUAAGCUCCAAGCACCUUCUGCCUCUGUAUCUUAUUUCCUAAACCUAUGCAGCCCAGACAGGUGACUUCCACCACUUCUGUACUUUACUAAAUAAACUUCCUUAUAGGUAAUUUGAAAAAACAAAAUGACUGAAUACUGUAUAAUCACAGCUAUAACAUUCUGAAAAAGGCAAAACUAUGAAGACAGUAAAAAGAUCAAUGUUUCUAGGGGCUAAGGAGGGAGGGAUGAAUAGGUACAAAGGAUUUUCCCAUCAAAAUCUUUGAAUGAGCCCUGGCUGGCGUAGCUCAGUGGAUUGAGCGAGGGCUGGGAACCAAAGUGUCAGGUUCAAUUCCCAGUCAGGGCACAUGCCUAUGUUGCAAGCCAUGGCCCCCAGCAACUGCACAUUGAUGUUUCUCUUUCUCCCUCCCUUCCCUCUCUAAAAAAUAAAAUCUUUUAAAAAAAUUGCUUUGAAUGGUGGAUUGCUUUGAAUGCUGGAUUUGCCACUAAGAAUGAACCCUAAUAUAAACUACGGACUUUGGGUGGUUAUGAUAUCAAUGCUAGUUCUUGUUUUGUAACAAAUACACCAUUGUGCCAGGUGUUGAGAGUGGGGGAGGAUGGGCAUGUGUCAGGGAGGUGUAUAUGGGAACUCCACUUUCUGCUCAGUUUUGCUGUAAACCUAAAACUUUUCUUUAAAAAAGUCUGUAAAACAGAAAAAAGAACAGGGACAUUUUGUGACAUUGGAAGAGCAAUA
Messenger RNA from Phyllostomus hastatus (greater spear-nosed bat), 3134 nucleotides. RefSeq names its product hematopoietic prostaglandin D synthase (gene HPGDS). NCBI's taxonomy places the organism in Eukaryota, Metazoa, Chordata, Mammalia, Chiroptera, Phyllostomidae. Gene Ontology annotation, molecular function: glutathione transferase activity. Gene Ontology annotation, biological process: glutathione metabolic process. The coding region runs from base 189 to 788 and encodes 199 amino acids. The record is from RefSeq and is a predicted model, not a curated record. The transcript is spliced from 6 exons.